AUGGCUGGAAUGGAAAAUGGUUUUGACAUAAUUGGUGAUACGGAACUGCAUGAAAUUAAAGAAGCUUUGGCCACCCAGGAUUUGCCGACUUUGAUUGGAAACAUUCAAAAUUAUUUUGAACAGCUGGAUCGUGUGGAGCUGAACAUUGCAGUAACAGGGGAGUCAGGCUCCGGUAAAUCCACAUUCAUUAAUAGUUUCCGUGGCCUGGGGGAUGAAGAAGACAACUCUGCACCAACUGGAGUUGUUGAGACCACUAAGGAGCCAAAGGAUUACCCAUAUCCAAAAUACCCGAAUGUUAAAUUAUGGGACCUGCCUGGAAUAGGAACUCCAAACUUUAAAGCUGAUGAAUACCUUGAGAAUGUUCACUUUGAGAGAUAUGAUUUCUUUAUUAUUGUAGCUUCAGAUCGCUUCAGAGAGUACCAUGUUGAGCUGGCCUCUCAAAUAACAAAAAUGAAUAAGAGGUUCUGCUUUGUACGUUCUAAGAUUGAUAACAGCAUUAGGGCUGAGAGAAGGAAGAAGAACUUCAAUGAGGAAAAGACUAUGAAUGACAUCCGGGAAGACUGCACGAAAGGUUUGUCUGAAUUUGAUGUGGAUUCUCCUCAGGUCUUUUUGAUCUCUAGCUUUGAACCGACUUCCUAUAAUUUCAGUCUUCUUCAGGAGACCAUAUUAAAGGAGCUUCCUCAGCACAAGGGACAUGUGCUCUUGCUGGCCCUGGGUAAUAUAACAAUGGAGAAUUUCGAAAGAAAGAGGAAAGCACUAGAGGCCAGCCUAUGGAAGGUGUCUCUACUCUCUGCUGGAGCUGCUGUCAUGCCAGUCCCUGGCCUCUCAAUUUCUGUGGAUGUAGCCUUCAUAGUGAAAGAGCUGAGGAGGUAUUACAGCACAUUUGGUCUUGACGACCAAUCCUUACAAAGGCUUUCUCACAAAUCAGAGAGGUCUGUAGAGGAGCUGAAGUCAAAACUGAAAUCGUCUCUGAGUAAAGGGAUUAAUGAUGAUGCAGUUAUCAAAAUGCUGUCCAGAGCUGCUGGUUUAGUGAGGAAAUCAGCUGUUGACCAUCAUGUCAGUCUGAUCCCUGGUCUGGGAUCUUUAGUAGCUGGAGCACUAUCCUUCAGUGCAGUCUACUAUGUGCUGCAGCGCUGUCUGAGGGAGCUGGAAGAGGAUGCCAAGAAUUUGCUCAAGAUUGAAUUGGAGACCCCUGUCUGA
This is a messenger RNA of Chanos chanos (milkfish), 1200 nucleotides long. RefSeq names its product interferon-inducible GTPase 5-like. Bases 1 to 1200 code for a protein of 399 amino acids. Gene Ontology annotation, cellular component: membrane. Gene Ontology annotation, molecular function: GTP binding. The transcript is spliced from 2 exons. The record is from RefSeq and is a predicted model, not a curated record. Lineage: Eukaryota; Metazoa; Chordata; Actinopteri; Gonorynchiformes; Chanidae.